Molecule: messenger RNA, 2321 nt
Organism: Chenopodium quinoa (quinoa)
Lineage: Eukaryota; Viridiplantae; Streptophyta; Magnoliopsida; Caryophyllales; Amaranthaceae
Product: notchless protein homolog
Exons: 14
Coding region: 436-1869 (477 amino acids)
Biological process (GO): ribosomal large subunit assembly
Cellular component (GO): nucleolus
Molecular function (GO): protein binding
Source: RefSeq, a predicted model, not a curated record
UAUUUGAAGACAAAUACUCCGUACAAAAUAAAUACGGUUGGCUGUCAAAAAAAAAAAAUACUGAGUAAAAGUAUAAAAUCCGACUGCCCCUCUUAUUUCCUCAAGUUGGUUGAUAAACCCUAAUAAUCCCAAAACCCUGCAAGUUCUCUACUCCUCAAGUUGUUUUGUUGAAGACUUGAAGUUCCUCUUCUGAAGCUCUCUACUCCUCAAGUUCCCUGGUCAGUGCUCAGUCACCGAGUCACGACACAAGUUCUUCUCGGCGACCUGACGGAGUGACGGUGUUCAGGGGAUGCUCACUGUUCUCGGCCUCCAACUCCUCCAAGGCUCCAAUUAAGUAUACGUUGCGCUACCCUUGUCUCCAAAUCCUGGAUCCGCCACAGCUGCAAGCUCCAAAUUUUGGAAAAUUCCUCUGAUAAUUAUUAAUCUGCCAUAACAAUGGAGGUUGAAGGAGAUAAAGAGAUGGAUAAUGGGAACAGUGUGAUGUGUCAGUUGGCAGACCCAGAAGGCAAUCCACUUGGAACUGCCAUGUAUCUUCCUCAAAACGCUGGCCCUAAAGAACUUCAACAAAUCGUCAAUACCCUUCUCAACAAUGAAGAUAAACUACCAUAUGCGUUCUAUAUAUCAGAUCAUGAGCUGCUUGUUGAACUGGGAAACUAUUUACAGAAAAAUAAAGUAUCUGUGGAGAAGGUUGUUCAAAUAGUUUAUCAGCCUCAAGCAAUUUUCCGCAUCCGUCCUGUUAAUCGUUGUUCUGCUACAAUAGCUGGUCAUACUGAAUCUGUGCUUUCAGUCGCAUUUAGUCCUGAUGGCCAACAGUUAGCCAGUGGAUCGGGUGACACUACUGUUAGACUGUGGGACAUAGCUACUCAAACACCAAUGUUCACUUGUACAGGACACAAAAAUUGGGUACUCUGCAUAGCAUGGUCCCCUGAUGGUAAAUAUCUAGUCAGUGGUAGCAAGGCAGGAGAGCUUCAGUGUUGGAAUCCUCAGACAGGAAAACCAUCAGGAAGCCCACUUACGGGGCACAAAAAAUGGAUUACUGGUAUAUCUUGGGAACCAGUACACCUUCAAUCUCCAUGUCGCCGGUUUGUAAGUUCUAGCAAAGAUGGUGAUGCACGUGUAUGGGAUGUAACACUUAGUAAAAUUGUCCUGUGCCUGAGUGGGCAUACACUGGCUGUAACAUGUGUAAAGUGGGGUGGAGAUGGUUUCAUCUAUACUGGCUCUCAGGAUUGUACCAUAAAAGUUUGGGAAACUAAACAAGGGAAGUUAAUUCGUGAGUUGAAGGGCCAUGGACAUUGGGUCAAUUCUCUGGCACUCAGUACCGAGUAUGUCCUUCGGACUGGAGCUUUUGAUCACACAGGAAAGAAGUGUUCUUCCCCAGAGGAAAUGAAAGAGGUUGCUUUGGCUAGAUACAACAAAAUGAGAGGUGAUGCUCCAGAGAGACUGGUUUCAGGUUCUGAUGAUUUCACCAUGUUUCUAUGGGAACCUUCUGUAAGCAAGCACCCAAAAGCUCGAAUGACAGGUCAUCAGCAGCUUGUGAAUCAUGUUUACUUUUCUCCUGAUGGGCAAUGGGUGGCAAGUGCUUCAUUUGAUAAAUCCGUUAAGUUGUGGAAUGGUGUUACGGGGAAAUUUGUUGCUGUUUUUCGGGGUCAUGUUGGGCCUGUUUAUCAAAUAAGUUGGUCUGCAGAUAGCAGACUCCUAUUGAGCGGUAGCAAGGACUCCACGCUAAAGAUAUGGGAUAUCAGAACGCAGAAGCUGAAACAAGACCUUCCAGGCCAUGCAGAUGAGGUUUUUGCUGUGGAUUGGAGUCCAGAUGGUGAGAAGGUGGCAUCUGGUGGCAGGGAUAGAGUAAUGAAAUUGUGGAUGGGCUAGAUCCAGACUUGUUGAGCUUGCUGCAGGCUUGAAGAGCUAGAAUUCUGAUGGCGUUAACCAUUGCAGGACAACAUGUUUUUAUCAUUGCCUAGCAUUUGGCAUUUGAUGCGCAAAAAUUAGUUACAAGAUCUGCUGCCACAAGUAUCGCAGGCAUUCUCUCCUCUAUUCUUUUGACAUUCUUCAUACAAUACUAGUUUUGUAGUUUCAACUUUUCCCUGUUUCUUCAAGUAGGUCUUAUUAAAUUUAUCCCAUUUAUAUACUUUGUUUUUGCUAGGUAGAACAUGUACAAGGAUAUUUUUUUCAAAUUUGUAGUUGCUUAUGAGUCAUAUAAUGUCGCAAAUAUAUUUCCAGUGAUUUAAAAUGAACUAAAUACUGCUGUAGAGCCUAUAGUACACUAGUAGAGAGAUUGGUACCAUUUUUGGAUGUAAAGCUAUAAUUUUUUUCCCCCUGUA